Molecule: messenger RNA, 940 nt
Organism: Vitrella brassicaformis
Lineage: Eukaryota; Vitrellaceae
Source: the annotation of a GenBank genome assembly
AUCAUACAUACAGCACUAGCAUCACUGCAGCAGCUUCUCCAUCGGCCACGUUGAGCGUCAGCGACAGACACAUCACGGCCAGCCAAUUAGCAGGACAUCAUCUUCACACAAACACAAACACACCCACACACACAUCCACCCACCUUCCCACCCACCCACCCACCCACCCACAAAGAGAGGAUACAAGUAGGCACUAAUUGCUCAGUGAGGCCUUCGCGCGCGGUGUGUUGAUUGGCUCAAUAGACAAGAAAAACGCAUGAAAAAGAGCCAUACAUACUCCCUUGGCCCAGACUCACAGCCAUUGCGGUUAUCAGCACUUGAGCAGAGGCCUGGCGAGUUCUUGUUCAUCCGCCCGGCCCCCUGCCUGGUGCGGUUGCUGUUGUCCGUCUGACUCGCCGCCUUGCCGCGGCUUGCGGCGCUGCCUGAGCUCCGGCGAGAUAUCACCGUGAUCACCGUCUGCUGGGUGGCGGCCUUUGGGCGUCUGCACCGGGGCGUCGUGUCCGAGUGACGGCGGAGAGGGGCCAAACGAGGCGGCCGAGAGGGAUUCGGGAGAGGAAGCAGGCUGCUCACCUGCUCCACAGGACGGGGCGGCUUGGUCCAGUUCUUCCUCCCUGAGCUCAAGAUCAUCAACAGACACAGACAGACACACACGGACACACAUGUUCGUUUGCUGCAGCUGCGUAUGGCUCUACUGACCUCCGCUUCUCCUCAAAGCGCCUGGCGAAGUCCUGCGCUUCAGCGAGAUCUCUCACCAAAAACUUGAACAUUUUCAUGCUCUCGUCAUCCUUGAAACGGCCUCGCGCGUCCAUACACUCGCACAGCCCCAGCAGCUGGCCAGGGAUCAGCUUGUUGAGGUCCAGCUCACGGAUCAUCUGCGACUCCGAAUCCAUGCCCAGCUCGACCAUGGCCGCAUUGACCCUGUCCGCGAGAACGCUGUGGG